AUGUCUUCAACUGUUCCUUUUUUAGUGAGAAUUGUCUGCUAUUGGCAGGGAAUAAUUCCUGCUUCUGAAAUAACUCCUGAGAUAUGCACACACAUAAUAUUCAGCUUUAUUGGUGUGAAUGACUCUGGAAAUUUGAUUUAUUUGUAUUCAGAUGAAGCUGAAAUCAAACGGAAACUCAAUGAAUUUCAAAAACUGAAGUCUAAGAAUCCAAAACUUACUUUAAUGGCAGCAGUUGGUGGUGCUAAUGAUGAACUUUUGAAUGCUUUUGAUAACUUGUCAAAGACUGAAAGUGGUCGUGAAAAUUUUAUUAAUGAAAUCAUUAAAUUUAUGAAUGAAAAUUCACUGACAGGAAUUGACAUCGAUUGGGAAUAUCCAAGAAAUGAUGAAGAAAAAGAAAAUUUUAUUUUAUUACUGAGAGAUUUGCAUUCAAGAUUUUCUUUAUCGAAUUUCACUCUUUCAAUUGCUGUCGCGCCUGAGAAAUGGAGAAGUGAGAAAUCAUACGACAUUCCCAGACUUGUAGAAUAUGUCGACUUUAUCAACUUAAUGACUUAUGAUUUCCAUGGCAGUUGGGAUGAAACUGUUGGACAUCACACUCAAAUGUUUCCACAUCAUGGCGAUUCAAGUUAUAUCAAAGAAUUAAAUUGUGCUGCAUCGAUAAGUUAUUGGAAAUCAAACAAAGUGCCAGCUGAAAAACUAAACCUCGGCAUUGCAACUUAUGGAAAAACAUUCGUUUUAUCAGACAUUUCCAAACAUCGAAUAGGUUCAAUUGUUGAUGUAGAAGCAACAAAAAACACUUCCGGCAUCAUUGGCUACAACGAGUUCUGUACAAGUUUAGGUUGGAAGCAACAUUUCGAUACCAAUUAUCGUGCUUACUAUGCAGUUAAGGAUGAUUCAUGGUUCGGUUUUGACACUAAACAACAAGUGAAAACUAAAGCAAGAUAUGCGAAAGAACAUAAUUUGGGUGGGGUGAUGUUCUGGUCUCUUGACACAGAUUCAAAUGAAAAUUGCAAACAUGGAAAAUUUGCUUUAAUUUCCGAAGCAUUUAAAGAACUUAAUUCAUAA
Messenger RNA from Clunio marinus, 1062 nucleotides. The record is from the annotation of a GenBank genome assembly. NCBI's taxonomy places the organism in Eukaryota, Metazoa, Arthropoda, Insecta, Diptera, Chironomidae.